UCUUUUUAAUAAAAACAAAAAUAACUUAUAUAAAAACGACAUCUGGCAGCUCUGGCGCCAUUGAAAUGGAAAGCUAUAACAUGAUGAUAUCGAUAACUUGGUCUAUCGUUUGUUUUGUUGUCGCAUCGUUGUUGUUGCUGCUGCUGUUGUUGCUCCCACUUGCGCUUGUUGUUAUUGUUAUUGCCACUUGCGAUUUUGUUUUUAUUGCGCACUCGAAAUUGUUUUGUUAUUUAGUAGCGAUACAAAAAACGCUUGAGAUGGUGGAAAAUUCGGCGCAUUUAAGUUUAGUUUAAGUUAGCCGCCCGUCGUGUGCAUUUGUGUCUGUGUGUAGUUGUAAUUGUUGAAUGCAAUUUGGCAAUUGCAAUUGCAGUUUGCAAAUGUGAAUAAAAGACAGAAAAACUGCAUUACUCAAGGAAAAGGAUUGAAAAAUGUCACUUUUUGUGGAAUAUACGGAGCCGAAAUGGCGGGAUUUGGAUAUGCGCGCCUUGUCCGUCGAUCAGUUUUACCUCUACCUGCGAUCGCAGUACCCCACAGAGAGUUACCUGUACUCGCUGUCCGACGAAUGUUACACGUGCCCGUAUACCAAAGUGAAAGCUCUGCCCGCCGUUGACUUCGCUGCCGGCGCCAUUGAACCGUUACGUUUGAGUUCGGCAUUUGGGCUGAAUUUCAAAAUAUACGAACACGAUCAGGGUCACUAUGCCUACGACAAUGUCUCGUCGCUCUGUUGGCUCCGUAGGACCAAUCUGCAGGAAUUUGGCGUCUAUAACCUGACCCUCGAAGCGAAUGGAACCUGUGCUUUCGAGGUGGACAAGCCGGGCGUACCGAUUAAUUACGCUUUCCUCGCAGUUUUCGUGCUGGUUGCCGCCCUGCUAAUCACUUUGAAACUUGUGAGCUGUGCCUGGCGGUGUUAUCGCUAUGACGAAGCUACCGCUGCCGCCGACAGCAUCGGAGAAGCCGCCACCAAAGCCACACAGAGAAAGCGCCUUCGAAGCCUGGACACCUUUCGCGGCCUUUCCAUUGUUCUGAUGAUCUUUGUGAACAGUGGCGGCGGCGGUUACACCUGGAUCGAGCAUGCAGCCUGGAAUGGCUUGCAUCUGGCUGAUGUUGUCUUUCCUUCGUUCCUCUGGAUUAUGGGCGUGUGCAUUCCACUCUCCGUCAAAUCGCAACUCUCGCGAGGGAAUAGCAAGGCCAGGAUAUGUCUACGCAUCUUGUGGCGUUCAAUUAAACUUUUUGCCAUUGGUCUGUGUCUCAAUUCGAUGAGCGGAACAAAUCUGGAGCAACUGCGUCUCAUGGGUGUUCUGCAACGAUUUGGAGUGGCUUUUCUGGUUGUCGGUGUACUGCAUACAGUAUGCAGUCGCAGGGAUCCCAUAAGUCCGCAAAGAUCCUGGCAGCGGGCCGUACAUGAUGUGUGUCUAUUUAGCGGAGAACUGGCAGUGCUCUUGGCCUUGGUAGCGACCUAUUUGGGUCUAACAUUUGGCCUUCGAGUGCCCGGAUGUCCGCGAGGUUAUCUGGGACCUGGUGGCAAACACAAUUAUAAUGCCAAUCCGAAUUGUAUUGGUGGCGCUGCGGGCUAUGCGGAUCUUCAAGUUCUGGGCAAUGCUCAUAUCUACCAACAUCCUACGGCCAAGUAUGUUUAUGACUCCACUGCCUUCGAUCCGGAGGGUCUAUUUGGCUGCAUCCUAAGCGUGGUACAGGUACUCCUUGGCGCCUUUGCGGGCGUAACUCUGCUGGUACAUCCUACCUGGCAGUCGAGGAUCCGUCGCUGGAUGAUCCUUGCCAUCUUCCUGGGUCUUAUUGGCGGUGCUCUGUGUGGAUUUUCCCGUGAAGGUGGUGCUAUUCCCGUGAACAAAAACCUGUGGUCGCUAUCCUUCGUCUGCGUCACUGUAAGUUUGGCCCUGGUGAUCCUGUCGUUGCUGUACUACUUUAUCGAUGUGCGGGAGACAUGGAGCUGGUCAGGUUAUCCCUUCACCGAAUGCGGCAUGAACGCCAUUGUGAUGUAUGUGGGACAUUCCGUGCUGCACAAAAUGCUACCCUGGCAUUGGCGGAUCGGAGAAAUGAACACACAUUUCAUGCUUCUGCUGGAGGCUACGUGGAAUACCCUUGUCUGGGUGGGUAUUGCCCUAUAUCUGGACGCUCAGGAGUUCUACUAUAGCCUGUAGGAAGGACAGCAAUAUGCACAAUAUCCAUAUGCACAAUUCAUUUGCCAAAUAUAUUAACGCUUUGUACAUAUAGUGAUUUUUACGGAUAUAUUGCUAUCAAAGCACAAAGACCAUGUUUAGUAUUUGUAACACAAUUCCGAAUUUUGUUCGUUGUGGUAACGCAAAUUAAUAUCAAUACACAAUAAAUUAUAAAUUAUAAAAAUAAUAAGAUUCUGUAUUGUGUCCAAAACAAUAACAGAACAGCAUAUUUAAGUAGUGCA
Messenger RNA from Drosophila eugracilis, 2419 nucleotides. It is a transcript of the gene Hgsnat, whose product is annotated as heparan-alpha-glucosaminide N-acetyltransferase. The transcript is spliced from 6 exons. Lineage: Eukaryota; Metazoa; Arthropoda; Insecta; Diptera; Drosophilidae. Bases 429 to 2159 code for a protein of 576 amino acids. The record is from RefSeq and is a predicted model, not a curated record.